Frankliniella occidentalis (western flower thrips) is the source of this 1409-nucleotide messenger RNA. Its product is annotated as respirasome Complex Assembly Factor 1. The transcript is spliced from 4 exons. Gene Ontology annotation, biological process: mitochondrial respirasome assembly. The coding region runs from base 123 to 539 and encodes 138 amino acids. The record is from RefSeq and is a predicted model, not a curated record. NCBI's taxonomy places the organism in Eukaryota, Metazoa, Arthropoda, Insecta, Thysanoptera, Thripidae.
CGAAGUUUACUACAAGGCACUAGGUGACGAUACGGACAUAACCUUUUCUUUGCCGAAAAGUCUGAACUUAUUACGCUUGACAUUUUGUUUUACUAAUUUAUUUUCACUCUAUCAGUUUAAGAAUGGCAACGAAAACAAAGACAACCGAAAAGAAUGGCUCUAAUGGUGCUAGUACCAUUAAACAGCCAGCACUCGAAUCGGUGUGGGUUAGAGCAUUCAAAUCUGAGUCUGAGUGGCCCGACAAGGAGGAGUUCUUAGAUGUUAUCUAUUGGGCUCGACAGUUCCUUGGUAUUGCUGUUGGUAUUUUAUGGGGGCUCAUCCCUCUUAAAGGUUUUGUUGCUUUACUCCUAUUUGCUUUGGUGAAUGCUGGUAUUGUCUACAUGUACUGCACUAGCUUUCAGAAGGUUGACGAGGAAGAGUAUGGAGGAGCAUGGGAGCUAACGAAAGAAGGAUUUAUGACUUCGUUUGCAGGUUUUCUGGUCACAUGGAUCAUUUUCUACACCGGUCUUCAUUCAGAAGGCUUUAGAAAAGAUUUAUAGUGGUAGAAGGUCGGGGGAAAUCUGCCAACCAAAGAAGAGUCAGGUACAAAGUGCAUCUCUGAAAUUAUUCUCCUUUUUUUGAAUAUACUUAUCUACUAAGAGUGUUUACUACAUGCUCAAACUGUUAAGUUAAAACUCAUAUUGAGUCCUUUUGUAAAGAGCUGAUCACUGUCCCACUCAUUUUGUGUACUGUGGUACUGACUGUGUCAUAUAUUUGUUUGUACUGUCUACGUUCACUCAUAUCAUAUGAUUUCUUUUGCCCUCAUUGCAUGAAAGGUGAUGAUAUUGUGUAAUACUGUAGUUACUGUUUGUAGAAUUGCGUUUGUGUUACCGUAGUUUGUGGUCUACAAGUAACUAGAAAUUUCUUUGUAUCUGUAUAUUUUGUAUAUCUACUUUGCAAGAGUCUAAUUGCAGUUUAGUUGUGGGCAUGUACCAUUUCAGGAUGGGAUAAAGUAAAGGAGGUGAAAAGAAAUUUCACAGUAUUUAUUAUAACUUUGCGUAGGUUAUAUUUUAAAGGAGAAAUAAUUGUUGGUCAGCAAUUGAAUCACUCAAAAUUAUUACUACCACUCAAAUUUUAAUGGAUUUCAUUCUAUUUCUUUCUUUACUUCAUACUUGCCAACCUGAAAGGGCUUGUGUUUUUGUGGUUUCCCUGAAUUUUGACAAUUACAGCCAAGAGAUUUGUCAUAUUGGUGGAUAUGGUAAUCUAUCCACACUCCUAUUUAUACUGUUGCAUUUUCAAUUUUUUUAAUAUUUCAUGUUAUGUUCUAUAUAAAUUGUUUAAAGUUAAGUAUGGUUAACCAUACAUGGAUGAAAGACUGCUACUCAGUCCAAAAUUUGUACAAUAUUUGUAUAAAAUUUUAUUCACAUCUA